AUGCCUUCAACACAUAACGUAGACAAGCCGUGGGACACGGACGACAUUGACAAGUGGAAGGCAUCAUGGCCGCUGAUCACCCGCUCGCUGGAAAAGAUUGGCAUUGCCUGUACUCUGGAUUUGGUCGAGGGUAGCAUGACCGUCAAGACGACACGAAAGACAUACGAUCCCGCUGCUGUGCUCAAAGCCCGCGAUCUGAUCAAGCUACUGUCACGUAGUGUGCCCGCACCCCAAGCCGUCAAGAUCCUUCAGGACGACAUGGCUUGCGACGUCAUCAAGAUCAGAGGCCUGGUGCGCAACAAAGAGCGCUUCGUCAAGCGCAGACAACGCAUCCUCGGUCCCAACGGCAGCACCCUCAAAGCCCUGGAGCUACUCACAUCCUGCUACAUCCUGGUCCAAGGUAACACCGUCUCGGCGAUGGGCAACUACAAAGGCCUCAAGGAAGUGCGCCGCGUAAUCAUGGACUGCAUGAACAACAUCCACCCCAUCUACCACAUCAAAGAACUCAUGAUCAAGCGCGAACUCGCAAAAGACCCCGAACUGGCAAACGAAAACUGGGAUCGCUUCUUGCCUCACUUCAAGAAGCGCAACUUGAGCAAGAGACGCGUCCCCCACAUCCAAGCAAAGGAGAGACAGGAAAAGCAAAGGAGGGAAGACGCCAUGCGCGAAAAGAUGGAGGAAAAGAGAUUGGCCAGACAACAAGACUACAUUGCUCCCGACGAGCCCGGCGAGGAAAAGGAGAAGAAAGAGAAAAAGGAAAAGAAGAAGAGAAAGCACAAGGACGAGGAUGGAGACGACCAAGUCUCGGAAAAGAAGAAGAAAAAGUCAAAGAAGCACAAGGAGGAGGUUGCCGAGGAGAGCGAGUGA
Molecule: messenger RNA, 867 nt
Organism: Aureobasidium musti
Lineage: Eukaryota; Fungi; Ascomycota; Dothideomycetes; Dothideales; Saccotheciaceae
Source: the annotation of a GenBank genome assembly